UCUGCUGUGACAGUCAGCAGGACAGGAUGGAGCUCGCAGGUUUCCUCCUCACACUCUUCUGUCCCAACAGAUCUCAGUUCUUUAAGUACGAGUCUUUCUCUCUGAGCUGUGACGGCGGCAGGAAGUCGUCUGGGUGGAGAGUGAUGGCCAAAACGGUCCGAGGGGUCUCCGAGUGCGGGCGUGACCGGGGCCACGUGCAGGCGUCCACCUGCCUCAUCAAUGAAGCGUACCAGUGGAACAGCGGGGAGUACUGGUGUGAGUCCACAUCUGGAGAGAGAAGUCCAGCUGCCAACAUCAUCGUCACCGGUUAUGACGUGAUCCUGGAGAGUCCCGUGGUUCCUGUGAUGGAGGGCGAAUCGGUGACUCUGCGCUGCUCAACCCAAAGCAACUCGUCCAACCUGCGAGCCAGCAUCUUCAGGAGGAACGGGUCUCUGGUGGGCGCAGCGAUCACGGGGCAGAUGAUCAUCCCUGCGGCCUCCAGGUCGGAUGAAGGCCUCUACAUGUGCACGAUCCCGGAGGUCGGGGCGUUGGCGAAGAGCUGGCUCGCCGUCAGAG
Molecule: messenger RNA, 555 nt
Organism: Plectropomus leopardus (leopard coralgrouper)
Lineage: Eukaryota; Metazoa; Chordata; Actinopteri; Perciformes; Serranidae
Source: RefSeq, a predicted model, not a curated record